UUGCAAAUCUUCAAUUCAUAAAACUGCCCGGCUGCUUCUACUAUUUCCAAGUCCUCCGAGUCUUCUAAUCGUCUCCAAGUAAGUCUCUUUCCCCCCCUUUCUGAGUCAUGUCGGACCGUGAGGAUAGCCAGAACCCUUCCGUUCACUCCUACGGUACUGGUGGCCGGUCCCCAACCUUUGGUUCCUCUCAUUCAUCUUCUUCCUCCGAUUCUGAGCACCCGGCUACUUCUCCACAGAAGAAGCCGGCUGAUGCCUCCACUUGCGCUCCCUCUUCUUCCGCGGCGCAAGUGGUCUCGGUUGCCCAGUCCGGGGACGAGGGUUUCAUUCAGCUAGACGAUCGGUUGCUCCAAGGGCAACCGUCGUACAUGCAGAAGCCCCAAGUCCACGAACUGCGUAAUCUGAUGCUCGAUGGGUAUCAAUUGACCUACCGGGCAACGUGGAAGAGUAUUAUACCUCUCCACGCCGGCACGUCGAUUGGUAUCCAUUACCAUUCGAUCAAGGACUUGGGUGAGUUCUCUAUUCACCCAUUCAAAGUCCUUUUCUUUGAGACAUACGGGAUCAUGCCCGGGCAGUUGGCCCCUAAUGGUCACCGUUUGUUGGGCAGUUUCAUCAAUUUCUGCCGGUUCCUUCGUAUUCCUCUCUCUCUCCGUCUCUUUGACUACAUGUUCGAUGUCCGGCCCAGGUCCAAGGAAACCCUUGGAUUCGUGGUGGUGUCUUCCCAUCAAGGCCGGGCAUUCCUCUGCGGCCUUCCACCUUCUAACAAGAAGUCAAACCAACGGAGGCCGAUGACCUGGUUGCCUGGGAAGCCACCCUCCGGGCCGGGGCACACCUCCACCCGCGGUCUGUACCACGUUGGGAAGUGGAGUGUCUACCCCGGCCGGGAAACUGAUCCUGAGCCGGAGAUUGUCCUGCCCGGGGCGAUCCCCGAAGCUAUCCCCAUCAGCCGGGCGAGGGGAUCCAAAGUCCUGGCCACUGCCACUGCCGGUCCUUCACGCCCGGCGAAGAAGAAGAAGGAGAAAGUGGUAAAGUUUCAGUCCAAGUUUGCCGUCCCCCAGAUUGUGGUUGAGGAGCCCACCACUGCUCAACCGAUCGACCCUCCAUCCAGCCAGCCCUUCUCCCUGGAAGAGCAACCAACCCAAUCCCAUCAGGGAACCAACCAGCCCAUUCACUCGGGGGAUCUCUACAUUAAUGUAGAUACCUUCGAGUUCGACACCCUGAUGGGGGAGCCCGGGCACACGUCCCAGGCUGGGAUGGCAGGCCAGCCCAACGAGGAGGGCGAAGCCGAGGAAGAGACAGCUGGGGAGUCUCUUCAACGGAAGAGGCGGAGGACCGAAGAGGUCAACCAGCCAACUCACCAGGGGCCCCAGUCCUCCGAUGCCGGCAAGGGGCCCAUCGUGCCUUGUUCCCUGGCUUUGAUGUCCAGGUCAAACGAGGAACUCUUCCGAGCGUUCCGAUCGGAUCUGAAUGAGGUCGGCCGGAUCGGGGAGGAGUACUUCGCCCGGCUGGUGAAGUCGAUGGAUGAGGAGAAGGCCCGGAUGGAGGCCAUGAUGGUCGAAUGCCGGAAGGAAGCCCAGGCUGCCCGGGCCAAGGCAGUGAAGAUAGAGGCCAAAUGGACAGAGCACUGUGCGGUUUACCGCCAGCUCUAUGCCAAGCACGACGGUCUCCUCAAGGCUGCGAAAGAGGCCGAUGAGCAGGCCCAGGCCAAGAUCAAUCAGCUGGAGGCCGAAAAUGCCCGGUCAGCCGAGGAAAUCGCUCGGCUGGGAGAUGAGCUGCAGAAAGAGCAGUCGGAGCGUGCCGCCCUUGCUGCUGCCUGGGCUACUCAAGCGCCUGAGGAGUUCGCUGCUAAGGCGUUGCCUGACCGGGAGACUGCCAUCCGCUUCUUCCAAGGCUUGUACAAGUACGAGGUCUCGGCCGGGAUCGUCGACGAAAUCGGAACGUACGGCUUUGAAAGCGGUCAGUACUCGGAGCGGAAGGCCCUCUACGGCAUCCUUCAGCAGAGGAUCCAAGGUUUUCAGCCGAAGGCUCUUUCUCUACCCGAGCUGCACAGCGAGGCGCCUGAACCUCCCUUCCCGGGCAUCUGAUCCGUCCGGCCUUCCUUCCUCAUCUAAUUUUCUUUUUUUUUAUGAUGUAAUGGUCUGCCUCCGGGCACUUUUGUAAGACAUUGAAAUAUUAAUGAAAAUAUGCUUUUUGUUAUGUGCUGAGUGCUUUUUUCCAUAUUUCAUUAAUUCUUUUCAACUUAGAUUCUUCAACCGUUUAGAUUAGUAAAUAACAGCCCGGCUA
Molecule: messenger RNA, 2280 nt
Organism: Cuscuta campestris
Lineage: Eukaryota; Viridiplantae; Streptophyta; Magnoliopsida; Solanales; Convolvulaceae
Source: the annotation of a GenBank genome assembly